Messenger RNA from Spea bombifrons (plains spadefoot toad), 583 nucleotides. RefSeq names its product transcriptional and immune response regulator (gene TCIM). Gene Ontology annotation, cellular component: nucleus; cytosol. The transcript has a single exon. Bases 46 to 333 code for a protein of 95 amino acids. Lineage: Eukaryota; Metazoa; Chordata; Amphibia; Anura; Pelobatidae. Gene Ontology annotation, molecular function: Notch binding. Gene Ontology annotation, biological process: endothelial cell activation involved in immune response; negative regulation of Notch signaling pathway. The record is from RefSeq and is a predicted model, not a curated record.
UUCUGAUACGCCUGAGAGCUGAUAUCGCCUGCAAACACAGUCACCAUGUCCACGUCUCUGAGAGUCAGUCCCUCCGUGCAUGGCUACCACUUCGACACGGCCUCCCGCAAGAAGGCUGUGGCCAAUAUCUUUGAGGGAGUGGACCAGUACUCCCUGCAGAAGCUGUUUAAGAAAACCGGGGAUAAGAAGGCCGAGGACAGGGCCCGGAUCAUCUUCUGCAUAGACCAGGACAAUGAGGAGAAAGCGAGGGCUUUGCUGGCUCUGAAGCAGAGAACCCGAGACAAGAUCAUGCAGUUCCUUAAACUCAGGAAACUCCCUCUCAAAGUGAUCUGAGUGCCUGUCCCGCAGAGCUGACAAUCCAAUACCUGAAAACAGUAAUCAUGAUAGACUGAUCUGGAGAAAUGCAAUCUUCAACUGGUCUGCAGAGCUUACAUUCCAGUACUGAGAUACUGACCCAGAGGGGUUUCACAAUCACGUCUGAAGACACCGUGACUACCCUGGUGAGUUCAUGAGAUUAUCCCAGGGUGAAAAGAGUGAUGCCCUUGAGAGACUGUUCCAAAGAGCUUGCAAUCCAAUCGCAGGG